AGUCAAUGAACGCCCCCAAGGCUCCCACUUGUUGCUAAAAAAAUCCUGGCUCUGUUCCUACAUGAUCAAUCAUGGAUGAAGAUUCAGCAUUGGAGAGUUAUUUUGAUGACCCAAUUGGAAAUGUACCAGAUGCCUCUGGCUUCCUGUUUGAAGGAGACCUGGGCUUGCAGGGCGCCCCUCAGCUCCAGGACCCAUCCUUUCUCUCCUCGUUGAGCCAACCAGAGAAGGACAUCGGGGAGGAUCUGGAUCUCAGCUUCCUGCCUGAUGACCUGCCAGAGGACACCUGUGGAAAUGCUGCUACUAAUGCUAACAUGACACAAGACCGCGUGUUAGAUGGCUACAGGCCUGAGGAGUCUGCUGAGACUGACCCUAACCAGUCGGCCAUGACGGGAGGCUCUACCUUCUGUCCCAUGACGCCUAUGACCCCCAUGACUCCAGUGGCUGAGAGUUCUGGAAUAAUCCCCAUGUUACAGAAUAUUGUAUCUACAGUGAAUCUGGCUUGCCCACUGGACCUGAAAUCCAUCGCUCUUCAAGCCAGAAACGCUGAGUACAACCCCAAGCGUUUUGCUGCUGUCAUUAUGAGAAUACGGGAACCUAGGACCACCGCACUCAUCUUCAGCUCCGGAAAGAUGGUCUGCACAGGAGCCAAGAGCGAGGAGCAGUCUCGACUGGCUGCCCGCAAGUAUGCUCGUGUGGUGCAGAAAUUGGGCUUUCCCGCCAAAUUCCUGGACUUCAAGAUCCAGAACAUGGUGGGGAGUUGUGAUGUCUGCUUCCCCAUUCGGCUGGAGGGUCUGGUGCUGACUCAUCAGCAGUUCAGCAGUUAUGAGCCAGAGCUGUUUCCUGGUUUGAUCUACCGUAUGGUGAAACCACGUAUUGUCUUACUGAUCUUUGUGUCUGGAAAAGUGGUUCUGACAGGUAUGUAUGUUGACCACUGGUGUUUUCUCUGUCUGACUUCUACACACCACCAUGCUAUGUUGACAUGCUUCAGAUGCUUGCUUUUUACAUUGUAAAGUUUCCAUUAACAAAAUGCAACCAGAUCUUCUGUACAUUUUCUUUCAGGGGCUAAGGAACGUGGAGAGAUCUAUGAAGCCUUUGAGAACAUCUACCCCAUUCUGAAAGGAUUCAGAAAGCAAUAAGUAGUGCAAUUCUAAUGCUGAUAUGGGUGAAUAAAAUGAAUCUACAUUUAUUUACAAACAUGAAUGUGUCAACAACAACAAAAAAUGAGUGUUGGCUAUACUUGUGGAAAGUGUGUAUGGUGCACUUAUGUACUUUUAUAAUUUUGUAAUGGUGGAUGGAUGAAUCUGUAAUGUAAUAUUGACCAUCUCAGAGAAAUGAAUUAUGGCAAAGUUUGCAUGUAAUACAUCUAACCCAUUCGUAGAUGCUAAGCACCUUUAGCGCCCAUUGACGAUAGUAUCACAGAUGUAUAAAUCUGAAGCAUCCGGUUGGCAUUUCUACUUGCCACCAAAUAUGGUGGUGAGUGAACUUUGGCCGAUAUUCGGCAAAUUUUCUCAUGGAUGAAACUUUAUCUCAAUACAAUUUCUGUUCCCAAAACAACAAUCUGUUACGAACAGAGUUGACACAUUUUUUGUUGACUUUACACUUUGCCAAAGUUUAAAAAU
Molecule: messenger RNA, 1619 nt
Organism: Oncorhynchus keta (chum salmon)
Lineage: Eukaryota; Metazoa; Chordata; Actinopteri; Salmoniformes; Salmonidae
Product: TATA box-binding protein-like 2
Exons: 6
Coding region: 72-1010 (312 amino acids)
Biological process (GO): DNA-templated transcription initiation
Molecular function (GO): DNA binding; RNA polymerase II general transcription initiation factor activity
Source: RefSeq, a predicted model, not a curated record